CCUUCACCCCUUUUCUUCCUUUUUAUCAUCCAAUACACCUAAUAACACCUAACUCGUACUCCUCUUAUCUAUCUCUCAGCUCCCUAACUCGUAUUCCUUCUUCUUCUUCUUCCUUUUUUUAGUUAUGAAGAGCUCUUCCAUCCGAUUUUGCAUGGGCAUGCCGGCGGCCAUUAAUGCAUAACUUUCACUAAUAAUCCAAGUUUCAAUCCCAGUCGUAUUUAUAGCGAGGCUAGCCAGCUCCCUUCAACUCGUUUCUUAUACAUAUUUCCUCUGAAAAAGAAAGAAUUAGGAUAUGGCCCCAAGGUCAGGCAGGGGCAAAGGAAACAAAGCUAAGACUGAUAAGAAGAAGAAAGAAGAGAAAGUUGUACCUGGUGUUCUUGACAUAACUGUCAUCACCCCAUAUGAAACUCAAGUCAUACUCAAGGGCAUCUCGACGGACAAGAUACUGGAUGUGAAGAAGUUGCUUGCUGCCAAUGUUGAAACAUGCCACCUUACAAACUAUUCUUUAUCUCAUGAGCCUAAACUGCAGGUUAAAGGACAAAAAUUAAAUGACAAGUUGGAGGUUGUCACCCUCAAGCCAUGUCUGCUGAAGAUGGUCGAAGAGGACUACGCAGAGGUGUCUCAAGUGUUAGCCCACGUGCGGAGACUACUUGACAUAGUCGCGUGCACUACACGCUUCGCCAAGACCAGAGGUGGAAGAGCCGCCACCGCUGGCGGCGGAACAGAAUCUCGUGCCAAGAAGAACAAAACCCAGCAAAAUAGUCCAUCUGGCCGACCGUCCUCACCGGCUGAUGGAGAAGUCCGGCCACCGGAUUCUCCAUCGCCGUCGCCGGCGCCGGCGGCAGCCGUAGGUGAAGGCUAUGAUAUGGUGGCUAUACACCCGAUUCCGAAGCUCUCCGAUUUCUACGAGUUCUUCAAUUUCUCCCACCUAACUCCUCCAAUAUUAAAUUUGAAAAGGGUGGAUCGUAAAGAUGGAGAGAUGGGGCGCGAAGGAGAUUUUUUCGAAAUGCAGAUCAAAAUAUGCAAUGGCAAAUUAAUACAAGUGGUUGCAUCAAGAAAAGGUUUCUAUACUAUGGGAAAGCAAUUUUUACAAAGCCACUCCUUGGUUGAUCUUCUGCAGCAGCUUAGCCAAGCCUUUGUUAAUGCAUAUGAUUCAUUAAUGAAAUCCUUUAUAGAACACAAUAAGUUUGGCAAUCUUCCAUAUGGUUUCCGGGCCAACACUUGGCUUGUCCCUCCAUCUGUAGCCGAUCCUACAUCGGAAUUUGCACCCCUGCCAGCAGAGGAUGAAAAUUGGGGAGGCAAUGGUGGGGGUCAGGGAAGGCAUGGAGAGUAUGUGUUGAGACCAUGGGCUACAGAAUUUGCAAUAUUGGCAAGCCUUCCUUGUAAAACUGAGGAGGAGAGGGUGGUCCGCGACCGGAAGGCCUUUUUGCUUCACAAUCUUUUUGUUGAGGUUUCAACCUUCAAAGCAGUUUCAGCCAUAGGUGAACUAAUGGAUUCCACUGCAAAAGGUAGAAUCAAUUCUUCUACAGGUUCAAUAUUGCUUGAGGAUCGUGUUGGAGACUUGUCUAUAACAGUAAAAAGAGAUGCAACAGAUGCGAGCUCAAAAGCAGAAGUUAAAAAUAUCUUCUCGGGAAUUCCUAACCAAUCCUCUCAGGAAGUGACUCAAAGAAACUUACUUAAAGGGUUGACUGCAGAUGAGAGUGUAGUUAUGCAUGAUACUCCCUCAUUGGGAGUUGUUGUUGUGAGACAUUGCGGAUAUACUGCAACAGUUAAAGUUAUUGGCCAUGUCAAGAGGGGAAGGAAUUUAGUGAAUAACAUAGAAAUUGAUGACCAACCGGAAGGAGGAGCCAAUGCACUCAACAUUAACAGCUUGCGCAUUUUGCUUCACAAGUCAUUUACUUCUGAAUCAUCUGGGGAAGGCCAAUCACGUAACUCCCAUUACUGUAACUUUGAGAAAUCAAGGUGCAUUGUUCGAAAAAUAGUUGAAGAUAGUUUGAGUAAAUUAGCAGACGAAGCUAUGCAUGAUAGGACUAUCAGGUGGGAACUUGGUUCUUGCUGGGUACAGCAUCUACAAAAACAGGAAACACCAACAGAAAACAGUUCAAAAAAUAAAGAGGAUGAUAACAAGGUUGAGCCAGUGGUUAAAGGCUUAGGGAAGCAAUUUAAAAUGCUGAAGAAGAGGGAAAGGAAACCAAAUAGUUCAAGUAGCAUAGAAGAAAAUGAAGAAAGUGGCGGAGUCAGCGGUUCCAACACCAAAAGCAGCAUUGAUGAGUUAAAUAGCAAUGACUCUGAAUGUGGAAAUGAGUUGAGGAAUAUUAUUUCUGAAGAAGCUUAUCAACGUCUGAAAGAAAGUGGAACCGGUCUUCAUCUCAAGUCUGUCGAUGAGCUCAUGAAGCUGGCCCAUAAGUAUUAUGACGAAGUUGCUUUGCCUAAGCUGGUUACGGACUUUGCAUCUCUUGAACUGUCCCCAGUUGAUGGACGCACGCUCACUGAGUUCAUGCAUCUAAGAGGGUUGCGGAUGUGUUCUUUGGGUCGGGUGGUUGAACUUGCGGAGAAGCUUCCUCAUAUACAGUCGCUUUGUAUUCAUGAGAUGGUUACUCGAGCUUUUAAGCAUGUACUUAAGGCAGUUAUUGCUUCUGUUGACAAUUGGGCCAACUUACCAGUAGCAAUUGCGUCAUCACUUAACUUCUUGCUUGGCUCCUGCACUGCUGAGGACACUGGUUCAAACUUUAGUGAUGAUUAUACACUCCAUUUAGAAUGGUUGAGGACAUUUUUGGCAAAAAGAUUUGGUUGGAGGCUGAAAGAUGAGAUUCUGAAGUUGAGGAAGUUGUCAAUUCUUCGGGGACUUUGUCAUAAGGUCGGGUUGGAGUUGGUUCCAAGAGACUAUGACAUGGGAAACCCAAAUCCAUUUAGACCAUCUGAUAUUAUCAGUGUGGUGCCUGUCUGUAAACAUGUAGGAUGCUCUUCUGCUGAUGGAAGAAAUUUACUAGAGUCAUCCAAGAUUGCACUGGAUAAAGGGAAGCUUGAAGAUGCUGUUAAUUAUGGAACAAAAGCUCUUGCGAAGAUGAUAGCUGUAUGCGGUCCCUAUCAUCGAACAACUGCAAGUGCCUACAGUCUCCUGGCUGUUGUUCUUUAUCACACUGGAGAUUUUAAUCAGGCAACUGUCUAUCAACAAAAGGCAUUGGAUAUCAAUGAGAGGGAGCUAGGACUUGACCAUCCCGAUACAAUGAAAAGUUAUGGGGAUCUUUCUGUGUUUUAUUAUCGUCUUCAGCACAUUGAGUUGGCACUCAAAUAUGUCAACCGUGCUUUGUUUCUUCUUCAUUUUACCUGUGGACUAUCUCAUCCGAAUACAGCUGCUACGUAUAUAAAUGUGGCCAUGAUGGAAGAGGGAAUGGGUAAUGUUCAUGUGGCUCUCAGAUAUCUGCAUGAAGCCCUUAAAUGCAACCAAAGAUUACUGGGAGCAGAUCAUAUACAGACUGCUGCUAGCUAUCAUGCCAUAGCCAUAGCUCUUUCAUUAAUGGAAGCAUAUUCACUUAGUGUGCAACAUGAACAAACUACACUACAAAUUCUUCAAGCUAAACUGGGAUUGGAGGAUCUCCGAACUCAGGAUGCUGCUGCAUGGCUGGAAUAUUUUGAAUCAAAAGCCCUGGAACAGCAAGAAGCAGCAAGGAAUGGAACCCCAAAACCUGAUGCAUCUAUAGCUAGCAAAGGACAUCUUAGCGUAUCUGAUCUCCUUGAUUACAUAAGUCCUGAUCCAGAUUCAAGAGUCACAGAUGCACAGAGGAAGCGACGUGCAAAGGUGUUGCCUGUGGGUGAUAAACUCCAGCAGGGGCUGCAUGAUGAUAGAAAUGAUGAGUCCACAAGUGGUGAUGUUAUUGAUAUGAUUGUGACUGCAGCAGGAAGUGACAAUGUGGAAACAAAGGCAAUCAAGGUUCCCAUCCAGGAGCCCGAGGUCAUUGAUAGCAGCAUUACCACUUCUCCAGUUAUAGAAGAAGUUGUCCAAGAUAUCAGUUCAGAUGAGGGGUGGCAAGAAGCUAACCCAAAAGGACGGUCUGGUAAUGGGUCUGGAAGGAAGUUCAACCGCAGGCGGCCAAAUCUUACGAAGUUAAAGCUAAACUCUGAAUGGCAUAAUUUUGGAGACAACAGUCAGCGAAAGGAAGCUAUUGCACAGGGACGUAAACCAUCAUCCAAGACUAUGUCAGGUGAUAUUUCUCUGCAGAAGCAAGCUAAGACUGCUAGUCUUGGUGCUAUUGAAGAUUCAAGUAAACCACCAGCCAAGUCUUUGGAUGCUAGAGUUUCUCCAACAUCAGCUUCUAAAGUGUCCUUAAAUCCUGCCAGUCUCACACCCACGGCUUCCAAGUCUUUGUCAUAUAAAGAUGUAGCCGUGGCAGCACCAGGUACGGUUCCAAAGCCCUUUCUGGAGAAAGUAGAACAAAAGGUAGAAGAAUUAAACGAGGCACACACUGAUAACCCAAUCUCCAUUAGUCAACCCAAGACAUCAGAGAAUGGGAAAGAAAGCAUAGCUCUAGACGAUGCAUUACCAAAUCCUGAAGAUACAGGAUCACCAGUUGAAGGUGAGGUUAAUGGAAGUGGUAGCAAGGCAGAGAAUUCAACCCCGGAGUUUGACGAUGACUUGAAUCCAAAUGAUCAAGAAAAACAUGCAGAAACAAAUGGGAGCAAGCUUUCAGCUGCCGCUCCACCAUUUAAUCCAGGUGCCUGCCCCUUGGUCCACUCAUUGAGCUCCCCUACGGCAACUAGUGUCUAUGAUGUAGUAGCAAGUCAAAGCAUGCUCACAGAACCAGCGGGUUUCCCCUCAGUUGCGGCUAGAGUUCCUUGUGGUCCUAGAUCACCUUUAUACUACAGAACAAGCCAUUCGUACCGAAUGAAACAUGGGAUCUUAAAUUACCAAAUCCCUAUAAUGGAAAGAAAUGAAUCUGUUUCGCCAAAAACUAUGAACCCUCACGCACCGGAAUUUGUUCCCAGAAAAGCUUGGGGCCAGUCUGCGGCAACUGAAGGUUCAAGGGGAUCUACUUCUUCUGAUUCCUCUGGAGACUCCAAUGCAUCAGAUCCUGAAGUUUCCUCAGAAGAGAAGCUUGAUAAAAAGGUAAGCAACGGGCUCCAAGAAGCGAGGUCAAAGAAGAGUAGUUCAGAAGCUGAAAAGGCUGAGUUAGCGAGACAAAUACUACUAAGCUUUAUUGUCAAGUCGGUGCAGCAUUCUUCAGAUUCUCAAAGUGAGUCCCUUGUCAGUGAGAAGAAGCGGGAGGGUUCUGCAAAUUCUGCUGAAGCAAUUGCAAAUGACAGUGCAAUAAUAAAAAUCCUAUACGGAAAUGAAGGAAAGAAAGAAAUGGUGUCUGAAGGCAACAAGAAUGAAAAGCCAAAAAUAGUGGAUGUGAAUAAGAAUAGGCAUGGGGAUGGCGAAGGAUUUAUUGUUGUUACAAAACGGAGAAGAAAUAGGCAGCACUUCACGAAUGGGGUGAAUGGGUUGUAUAAUCCACGAUCUAUAUGUGCUUCAGUGCGUUGAAGAGGGUCAAGCUGUAAUCCUGGAAUGAACUAGAGCACAAAGAGUAUGAUAAUAUUCUCCCAGUUCAAGCAUGGCGGAGAUAUCUUUGCAUCAAAUCAAGAAACAAAACAGUGGCGGCUCACUAGAUAACCAGUUCUAGAUUUCAUUAAUAGAGAAUCCUGAUUUCCUGUUUUGGUUGCUCUAGUAAUAGUUGUAAAGUUUUCUUGCCCAGAAAUUUUGUUCCCUUCUUUGUAUAUUAUGCAGUAAAUGUUUUCUCCUGCUCAAGCUUCUGUAAUCCGACGACAUUACUGAUCGAUCUGCCAAAAUGAUGAGUUAUUUUUUAAUCUGUUAA
This is a messenger RNA of Coffea eugenioides, 5852 nucleotides long. RefSeq names its product protein TSS. Gene Ontology annotation, molecular function: protein binding. Bases 293 to 5521 code for a protein of 1742 amino acids. The transcript has 23 exons. Lineage: Eukaryota; Viridiplantae; Streptophyta; Magnoliopsida; Gentianales; Rubiaceae. The record is from RefSeq and is a predicted model, not a curated record. Gene Ontology annotation, biological process: organelle organization. Gene Ontology annotation, cellular component: cytoplasm.